AUGGCAUCUCUUCAUCAUUACAGUCUUGCCGAGAAGGAAGGCAGGCAGGCAGGCAGGCCAGCCUUCCGUCGCCAUCAGCCCUCCCUCCCCCAGCUGGCCCCACUUUCCCCAUCAAUUAGCAACCAUUAGCUCCCCAGCACGUACCAGAGCUUCAGGAGCAGCCCCGCGCUCGGCCGUGGCUGGGACCCUGCGGCCAAGCAGCCCAGCUGGAAGCAGAGCAAGAGCGGCGGCAUCAGUCCCUUCCUCGGGGGACCCUUCACGCCGCUGCCCUCCGAGUACCUGGACAGCUACCGGCGGGCGCAGCUCCAGGCGCUGCUGUCGCAGAUGGGCCCCGCGCUGGCGCCGCGGCCGCGCCGGGCCAGCACGAAGGAGGCGGCGGUGCAGGUGAGCCUGCGGGCCGACGCGGCCGUGCAGUGCUCGCUGGGGCCGCGCACGCUGCCGCCCACCCGCGCCUUCGGCCCCGCCGCGCUGCGCGCCCCGGGACGCCUCGCCCUCUACUCACCCGCGCCCGACCGCCGCUUCUUCGCGCUGCCCGAGGCCGCGCCGCCGCUGGAGAAGGCAGCGCCGUCCGAAGCGCCGGCUGAUGAGACCCCGACGGCGGACGGCGGCGAGGAGCAGCAGGAGGGCCCGGCGGGGGCCGCGCUGCCGCCGCGCCAGGAGCCGGUGGGGACGCGGCGGGAGGAGACCGGGGCUCCCAGGCAGCGAGCUGCCUUCCAGUUCUUGGAGCAGAAGUAUGGCUAUUUCCACUGCAAAGACUGCAAGACCAGAUGGGAGAGUGCUUAUGUGUGGUGCAUUUCUGGAAGCAACAAGGUGUACUUCAAGCAGCUCUGUCGCAAAUGCCAAAAGGGCUUCAAUCCCUAUCGUGUGGAAGCAAUCCAGUGCCAAAUCUGUUCCAAGACUCGUUGUUCUUGCCCUCAGAAGAAGAGACAUAUUGAUCUCAAGAGGCCUCAUCGCCAAGAACUCUGUGGCCGCUGCAGAGGCAAAAGGCUGUCCUGUGACAGCACUUACAGCUUCAAAUACAUUGUCUGAUCCAUGUGUCCUUUUCUGUUUUGUGCUUUGCACAGUCUGUCUAUUGCAAUGUUUUGACUUAAGGCUUUUGACCUGGCAUUGGAUAAUGGAUGAAG
Messenger RNA from Corvus hawaiiensis (hawaiian crow), 1124 nucleotides. RefSeq names its product zygote arrest 1 like (gene ZAR1L). Gene Ontology annotation, molecular function: mRNA base-pairing post-transcriptional repressor activity. Gene Ontology annotation, cellular component: cytoplasm. Lineage: Eukaryota; Metazoa; Chordata; Aves; Passeriformes; Corvidae. Gene Ontology annotation, biological process: translation. The record is from RefSeq and is a predicted model, not a curated record.